AUGAUGCGCUUCGUCAUCCUUUUUCUUGCUGUCACAUUGUUCGCCGUCAUGUUGUGGCCGUCAUCUGGUGGUCACAACUCCCCAUUGCACGCCCAAUCGAACAUAACUAUUUCUUCGAGGGUGAAAUGCAAUCCCGACGACGACAUGCUGCGUAGGAUGGGCGUUGCCAAACUGGCCAAAUACACACGUCGCGAAAUUGUCGCAGAAUUCUCCCCAGAGGACUUGCCCAUGACCCAGCAGAUCGACCAACCCAUGCUGAACGUGAAAUAUAAACAGCCCAACACAGAUGAGAUCGAGGGGGCGCUGGACCGCUGCUCGGUUGACACCCCCUUGACUAUUCAAGUCCCGAGGCCUCCAAAGGUUCCGGACGCAUCACACAUCGACUUUGGAGUCGCUACUACUGCAUCGCGGUUGAAUGAGUCCCUAGAUCAAUUUGUGCACUGGGCUGGGUACACGCGCACGCGCAUCUUUGCACUCAUCGAGCCCGAUGAGUCAGGUGUCCAAGUCCAAAGUGUGCGUGCCAAGGCGGACGCGAUGGGGGUCAAUCUCCAUAUCACGGAGGCAGACGACGACUACCUGCACAGGUACUUUGCUCUGAUUCCCCUGUUGGAGAGCAACUUGCGCGAAUCGACACAAUGGUCAAUCAUCAUCGACGACGACACAUUCUUCCCCUCGAUGCCCGCACUCGUCGAUGCGCUUGCCGCCUAUGACCACACCAAACCCAUGUACAUCGGCGGAGUAUCAGAGGGUGUCCCACAGAUCGCAGCAUUCGGCCUAAUCGCAUUUGGAGGCGCAGGCGUCUUACUGUCGCGACCACUGCUGUCAGAACUGACCACUGUCUACGAUGAGUGUGAGCGAAUGACCUUCACCGGUGACCGUCGCAUCGCAAACUGCAUCUACCAGUAUACCACUACCCGUAUGACGGUCGACCACCGUUUCCAUCAGCUCGAUCUGAUGAAGGAUGCCUCCGGCUUCUUUGAGUCCGGUCGCGAGCUUCCGCUCUCCGUGCAUCACUGGAAAUCCUGGUUCCAGGCCGAUAUCCCCAAGCUCAGCGUCAUCUCCGAGCUGUGCGGGCCCACUUGUCUCCUCCGCCGAUGGAAGUUCAGCGACGGCUGGAUGCUGACCAACGGCUUCUCUGUCGUCAAAUACGGCUGGACUCCAGGACCGAAUGACCUUAGCAUGGAAAUGACGUGGGAACCGCACAAUGGCGCCAACACCGAAUCCUACCUUCACGAACUCGGCCCAUUGCGCCACAAGGACUUGGAGAAGGUCAGCUAUUUGCUCGCAGACUCCAUCGUCGAGAUGGACGGCAGUGUUCGACAAUGGUAUAUCAUGCGCGAUGCGGAUUUAGGCGAUGAGAUCCUGGAGCUCUCAUGGCGAAAACGGUAG
Messenger RNA from Penicillium longicatenatum, 1389 nucleotides. Its product is annotated as glycosyltransferase family 31 protein. Lineage: Eukaryota; Fungi; Ascomycota; Eurotiomycetes; Eurotiales; Aspergillaceae. The coding region runs from base 1 to 1389 and encodes 462 amino acids. The record is from RefSeq and is a predicted model, not a curated record. The transcript has a single exon. Gene Ontology annotation, molecular function: acetylglucosaminyltransferase activity. Gene Ontology annotation, cellular component: membrane.